This is a messenger RNA of Candida dubliniensis CD36, 975 nucleotides long. It is a transcript of the gene HAP3, whose product is annotated as Hap3p. The record is from RefSeq and is a predicted model, not a curated record. Gene Ontology annotation, biological process: regulation of transcription by RNA polymerase II. Gene Ontology annotation, molecular function: protein heterodimerization activity; DNA-binding transcription activator activity, RNA polymerase II-specific; RNA polymerase II cis-regulatory region sequence-specific DNA binding. Bases 1 to 975 code for a protein of 324 amino acids. Lineage: Eukaryota; Fungi; Ascomycota; Pichiomycetes; Serinales; Debaryomycetaceae. The transcript has 3 exons. Gene Ontology annotation, cellular component: CCAAT-binding factor complex.
AUGAUUAUGAAAUCAAAGAACAAGAUCGAUUUCUACCUAUUGCCAAUGUGUCUUUUUUUUUUUUUUUCUAAAGUUGGAAGAGUGAUGAAAAAGGCAUUACCAGAACAUGCAAAAUUAUCAAAAGAAUCAAAAGAAUGUAUUCAAGAAUGUGUAUCGGAAUUUAUAUCAUUUAUAACUAGUCAAGCUGCUGAUCGAUGUUUAGUAGAAAAACGGAAAACUUUAAAUGGUGAAGAUAUAUUAUGGGCAAUGUAUACUUUAGGUUUUGAAAAUUAUUCAGAAACUUUGAAAAUUUAUCUUGCUAAAUAUCGUCAAUAUGAACAAGAACAAUUGACUCUUAAACCACCAAGAAAGAAAAUACGGAAAAAGAAGAAGACUAAUGAUAACUCGUCAUCAUCAUCAAAGUUGCAAAACAAGGAGGAACAAGACCAAAACUUACAACAGAAUCAACAAUAUGAUUAUGAUGAGGAAGAAGAAGAAGAAGAGGCAGAUAUAUCAGAUAUACAACUGAAUUUAAUAUUACAAAAUUUACCUGAAUAUUCUGAUGAUUAUUUUGAAGAUGAAGAUGAAGAUGAUAAAGACAGGCAACAAUCAGAUGAAAAUAGUGAUAAUAAUGAUCCUCAACUGAUUAAUUUGCAACAACAACAACAUCAACAAUUUAAUAAUAUUGAUUCUGAUCCAAUUACUGAAUCAAAUCAACAAGAAUCUUUUUUCACUAAUAGUAGUAAUGCACAAUAUUAUCCUCAUCAAUCACAAUAUGUAAAUACAACAUUACCUUCUUCUUCAUCUUCAUCAAUAAUAAAUAUUGAUAAUAAUAGAUCUAUACAAUCACAAUUAUUAUCAACUCAUCCACAACCUAGACAAUAUCAAGAUCAACAACAAAGUCAUAAUGAUAAACAACAACAACAACAACAACAACGUAUUAUUCCUGAUUUACUCAAUAUUACUAAUUCAUAUUCCGAAGAUGAAUUUAUUUGA